This is a messenger RNA of Prorocentrum cordatum, 1421 nucleotides long. Lineage: Eukaryota; Dinophyceae; Prorocentrales; Prorocentraceae. The record is from the annotation of a GenBank genome assembly.
GUAGCGCUGCCGCCUGAGCCCGACUGGCCCGAGCGCCUGAAGGGCAAGAGCAUCGCCUGCGACGGGUCGCGUUCGACGCCACUGAGGCUGACGCUCGAGCAGGUGCUGGACGGACUGCCGCCGCCUGGGGUCGCGGCCUCCACCGAAGCCGCCGACCUGGCCGCGGGCUUCGCGCGCGCCGCCGCGCUGGGCGCGACGCUCGUCCUGCUUCCGCCCGCUGAGCGGCGAGCGGCGGCCACCUCGGCGCGCGUCUGGGUCUCGGCGGAGGAGUGGCACCGCAUUGUGGAUGCCCUUUGCACGCGUGGCAUAGCUGGUCCCACAGAGCAGUCGAAGAUCGCGACGCGGGACGGGCGGCCUCUGCUGAACGGCGCCUUUGGCGCCGUCAAGCCGCGCGACCCGCUGGCGCGCCGCCGGGGCGGCGCGGGCGGGCCCGCCUCAAGGCCGAUCACGAACCUGAUCCCGCCCAACGCCUGCCGGGCCGCGACGCAGAGCGAAGCCCCCGAGCUGCCGACCACGAGCCAGCUGAACGGUCUGGCCCUGGCCGAGACGGAGGACCUCCCGUCGAGCGGCGCCGACCGGAAGGCCAAUUUCUACGUCUUCCGCGCCCCUGGCCCGCGGCGGCCGCGCACGGCGCUCGGGGCGCCGGCCCCCGCCGACCUGGUGGGCGGUCAAGCGGGCGCGUCCACCCACGUCUGCCUGAAGGUGACCGGCAUGGGGUGGAUCAGCGCGGCGGGGGCCACGACUCACCGGCGUCGCAACAUGCGAGCUUGGCUGGUCUACAUCGACAACCUGGAGAUCGCCGAGGUCGCCGGCAAGAGCGAGGCAGCCGAGCUGAAGGGGGCCGCGCCGUCGCCGCUGACCGAAGCGCGCGCCUGCCGCGAGCAGGUUGGCUCCCGUGGCCCCCCAGGCAAGGACAUCCACCGGGUCGCGCGCGCCACUGCCCUCGGCGAGCUCGUGGACGGCAUGGAGGGCAUCCGUCGCCCCCUCGAGGGCUGUUACCUGACAGACGGCCGCGCCGGCCUGGGCGCUGCAUGGAACUUGCUCCUCUCCUCAGCGCUAUCCGCCCUGUGCGUGGCGGACCUCAGGCUGAAGGUCGACCAUCUUGUCGCGGCCUCCGACGCCUCCGAGAUGGCGGGCGCGGAGGAGACGGCACUCAUCGCCCUCUUCGACGGGAUUGGCGGGGGACGGCGCGCCCUGGAGAUCCGAGGCCUCGCCCCGGCGAUCCACCUCUCGUUCGAGAUCGACGCCGCCGCCGUCCGCGCGGCAAGGCGCGCGAUCCCGAGCACGAUCCACCUCGGCGAUGCGAGCGCCGCCGACCCGCGCGACCUCGCCAAGCGCAAGAGGGGGCGGGGCCGUAUCUUGCGGGUCUUGGUCAUGGGCGGAUGGGCGGCUUCCCGCGCCAAGGACGCGCUGCGCUCGAC